UGUUACGAGUAUACUCUACACCAGAUUGACAAGUGUUACGAGUAUACUCUACACCAGAUUGACAAGUGUUACGAGUAUACUCUACACCAGAUUGACAAGUGUUACGAGUAUACUCUACACCAGAUUGACAAGUGUUACGAGUAUACUCUACACCAGAUUGACAAGUGUUACGAGUAUACUCUACACCAGAUUGACAAGUGUUACGAGUAUACUCUACACCAGAUUGACAAGUGUUACGAGUAUACUCUACACCAGUUUGACAAGUGUUACGAGUAUACUCUACACCAGUUUGACAAGUGUUACGAGUAUACUCUACACCAGAUUGACAAGUGUUACGAGUAUACUCUACACCAGUUUGACAAGUGUUACGAGUAUACUCUACACCAGAUUGACAAGUGGUACGAGUAUACUCUACACCAGAUUGACAAGUGUUACGAGUAUACUCUACACCAGUUUGACAAGUGUUACGAGUAUACUCUACACCAGUUUGACAAGUGUUACGAGUAUACUCUACACCAGAUUGACAAGUGGUACGAGUAUACUCUACACCAGAUUGACAAAUGUUACGAGUAUACUCUACACCAGUUUGACAAGUGUUACGAGUAUACUCUACACCAGUUUGACAAGUGGUAUGAGUAUACUCUACACCAGUUUGACAAGUGGUACGAGUAUACUCUACACCAGAUUGACAAGUGUUACGAGUAUACUCUACACCAGUUUGACAAGUGGUACGAGUAUACUCUACACCAGAUUGACAAGUGUUACGAGUAUACUCUACACCAGUCCAUUACUCUGGUAUAUGACGGUGCCAGAGAGAUCCUCACCAGCAGGUCACUCACAUCACUUUGUUCUCUUUGGUAA
Messenger RNA from Procambarus clarkii (red swamp crayfish), 861 nucleotides. NCBI's taxonomy places the organism in Eukaryota, Metazoa, Arthropoda, Malacostraca, Decapoda, Cambaridae. The record is from RefSeq and is a predicted model, not a curated record.